CUCCUCUCUCUCUGUCUCUUUAUAUCGUUCCUUUAUGGAUAAAUCUGAAUCAAAAAGAAACAAGCAUGACGCAUAUUGGCAUCAGUUAAAUCACUGGACUGAUUCCUUAUUCGGUCACUCAUCACAGUCUAUAUUACCAACCAAUCAACAACAGCAACAAGAGAAAAGAAAGCGUUGGGUCAGGCUACUUGUGUUAUUCUACAUAAUCUUUUCCAUCUUGCUCACAUCAGCUCACUUCACACGUUGGUUCUUUCAACUCUUCUCUCAACACAAAACAAGAGACACUUUUCAUAUUGACCGUACUUAUGAUGCUGAUUUAUCAUACUCGGCCAUCACAACUAUGCCCCAUGGCUUAAAACUAUCCAAAAUGUUUCCCAAGAGUGAAUAUGACGCAUUAAAGGGAGUAACGCCCUUUUGGCAGCCAGCAUCGCAGCCAUCUGAUGAAAGCGAUGUUAGUUUAUUGACCAACGUAUCUCCGGAAUCAUGGAAAGAACUCGUUGCACUAGCCGAAAAUUAUAAUGGCCCUAUUUCUGCUACACUUCAUGUAUCUAAGCAAGCUCAUAAAGACGUUUUAAAUGAUAUCGAACAAGAAUACCGUUCAAAGCCUUCUCUUUAUCAAAAUGUUGAUAUUCAUCUCAUCGAAACCUCAGGGCACAACAGUAUUUCGGUCUUACUACCCAUGAAUGCCGAAAGAAACAUUGCUCGAGUGUACGCAAGAACGAACUAUGUCUGCGAUACGCCUUCAAGUGUCAUCUUACCUACCGAUUUACGUCGAACGAUCCACACAUAUACCAAACAAAUGCAGCUUGGUGAUAUGCUCGUGGUGCCUACAUUUGAAAUCCAACAACAGGUAGUAUCUGCCAAUGAUAUCCCGCGCACAAAGAAGGAAGUCCUCGGUUUGGUGAACGAAGGCAAGUUGGGUCUAUAUGAUGUUCAAUUCAAACUGAAUGAAGGACCUACUGAUUUGGAAAAGUGGAAAAAGGCAAAGGAUGUGUAUAAAGUAGAGAAUUAUACGAUUGAUUAUGAACCAUUGGUAAUUCAGAGCAAAACAGUUCAACCAUGGUGCUCUGAACGAUUUGUAGAUAAAAGAUCAGCUUGCCUAUUAUCCAGUUACCUGGCUGGAAAUGAUUUCUUGGUGCUGCCUAAUGAUUUUGCUAUUUAUAAACCAUCGGCAAGAAAGCAUCUUGUUUCGGAUUUAGAUAGAGUCAUUGAAAAGAGACUGUACUCCAAGUUUUAUUGGGAAGAAUGUGUAUACCAUGCAAGAGAAUUGGAUUCUAUGGGCUUAUGGAAGACUAGUAAAUCAAACCAUAUUAGACAGCAAUGUUCUCGUAUCAUUCAAAAUUGGGGUAAAGGUUUAAUAGGAAAGCCUGAAUGAUAAUAAUAAAAUAAAAAUAAAUAAAAUAUCUCUUUUU
This is a messenger RNA of Rhizopus microsporus ATCC 52813, 1412 nucleotides long. RefSeq lists its product as uncharacterized. Gene Ontology annotation, molecular function: glucuronosyltransferase activity; xylosyltransferase activity. Bases 35 to 1375 code for a protein of 446 amino acids. Gene Ontology annotation, biological process: protein O-linked glycosylation via mannose. Lineage: Eukaryota; Fungi; Mucoromycota; Mucoromycetes; Mucorales; Rhizopodaceae. The transcript has 5 exons. The record is from RefSeq and is a predicted model, not a curated record.